Molecule: messenger RNA, 4997 nt
Organism: Ochotona curzoniae (black-lipped pika)
Lineage: Eukaryota; Metazoa; Chordata; Mammalia; Lagomorpha; Ochotonidae
Gene: PLCG2
Product: phospholipase C gamma 2
Exons: 33
Coding region: 166-3966 (1266 amino acids)
Biological process (GO): phosphatidylinositol-mediated signaling; positive regulation of epithelial cell migration; phospholipid catabolic process
Molecular function (GO): phosphatidylinositol-4,5-bisphosphate phospholipase C activity; protein binding
Source: RefSeq, a predicted model, not a curated record
GCGGCGGAGGGCGUGCACCGCAGGGAGUGCCCGGAGCCCGGACGCCGGAGGCUGCGCGGGACCCCGGAGCCCGGACCCGCGGCUAGCGGGUGGGCGGCUGCGCCCUGGGCGGCACUGCCAGCCUCCUUGCUUCUCCUGACUGCUCCCUGCUCCCUGGAGCGGCCCAUGAUGAACACCAUGGCGAAUGUGGAGGCCCUUCCGGAAUAUGAGAAGAGCCAGAUCAAGAGAGCUCUGGAGCUGGGCACUGUGAUGACCGUGUUCAGCUUCCGCAAGUCCACACCAGAGCGGAGGACUGUCCAGGUGAUCAUGGAGACCCGCCAAGUGGCCUGGAGCAAGACGGCUGACAAAAUUGAGGGCUUCUUGGACAUCAUGGAAAUCAAGGAAAUCCGCCCAGGAAAGAACUCGAAGGAUUUUGAGCGUGCCAAAGCAGUGCGCCAGAAGGAAGACUGCUGCUUUACCGUCUUGUACGGCACUCAGUUUGUCCUCAACACCCUCAGCUUGGCAGCCGACUCCAAAGAGGAUGCGACCAAGUGGCUUUCAGGCCUGAAGAUCUUGCACCAAGAGGCAAUGCGUGCGUCCACGCCCACCAUCAUUGAGAGCUGGCUGAGGAAGCAGAUUUAUUCCGUGGAUCAAACCAGGAGAAACAGCGUCAGCCUCCGGGAGCUGAAAGCCAUCCUCCCGCUGGUCAACUUCAAAGUGAGCAGUGCCAAAUUCCUCAAAGACAAGUUUGUGGAAAUAGGCACGCACAAAGAUGAGCUCAGCUUCGAGCAGUUCCAUCUCUUCUAUAAAAAGCUGAUGUUUGAGCAGCAGAAAUCGAUCCUUGAUGAGUUCAAGAAGGAUUCCUCCGUGUUCAUCCUGGGGAACACAGACCGGCCUGAUGCCUCUGCGGUCCACCUGCACGACUUCCAGCGCUUUCUCUUGCAUGAGCAGCAGGAGCUCUGGGCCCAAGACCUAAACAAGGUGCGCGAGCGGAUGACCAAGUUCAUUGACGAUACGAUGAGGGAGACGGCCGAGCCCUUCUUGUUUGUGGAUGAGUUCCUCACGUACCUGUUCUCGCGAGAAAACAGCAUCUGGGAUGAGAAGUACGACGUGGUGGACAUGCAGGAUAUGAACAACCCCUUGUCUCACUACUGGAUCUCCUCGUCCCACAACACGUACCUCACUGGGGACCAGCUGCGAAGCGAGUCAUCCACAGAAGCCUACAUCCGCUGCCUGCGCAUGGGCUGCCGUUGCAUCGAAUUGGACUGUUGGGACGGACCCGACGGAAAACCCAUCAUCUACCAUGGCUGGACGCGGACCACCAAGAUCAAGUUCGACGACGUCGUGCAGGCCAUCAAAGACCACGCGUUUGUCACGUCCAGCUUCCCGGUGAUCCUGUCCAUCGAGGAGCACUGCAGUGUGGAGCAGCAGCGCCACAUGGCCAAGGUGUUCAAGGAGGUGCUGGGCAACCUGCUGCUCACCAAGCCUACGGAGGCCAGCGCUGACCAGCUGCCCUCGCCCAACCAGCUGCGGGACAAGAUCAUCAUCAAGCAUAAGAAGCUGGGCCCCCGGGGUGACGUGGACGUCAACAUGGAGGACAAGAAGGACGAGCACAAGCAGCAGGGUGAACUGUACAUGUGGGACUCCAUUGACCAGAAGUGGACCCGCCACUACUGUGCCAUCGCCGACGCCAAGCUGUCCUUCAGUGAUGACAUUGAGCAGGCUGUGGAGGAAGAGCCGCCCCAGGAUACGCCCCUCACGGAGCUGCAUUUUGGGGAGAAAUGGUUUCACAAGAAGGUGGAGAAGAGGAUGAGUGCCGAGAAGCUGCUGCAGGAGUACUGCGCCGAGACGGGAGGCAAGGACGGCACGUUCCUGGUGCGCGAGAGCGAGACCUACCCCGACAAGUACACGCUGUCCUUCUGGCGAUCCGGCCGCGUGCAACACUGCCUGAUCCGCUCCACCGUGGAGGGCGGCACUAAGAAGUACUAUCUGACUGACAACCUCAAGUUCACCAGCGUCUACGCGCUCAUCCAGCACUACCGUGAAGCACACCUGCGCUGUGCCGAGUUCGAGCUGCAGCUCACCGACCCCGUGCCCAACCCUAACCCGCACGAGUCAAAGCCGUGGUUCUAUGGUGCGCUGAGCCGCGGGGAAGCCGAGGACAUGCUCAUGAGGAUCCCGCGGGACGGCGCCUUCCUGAUCCGCCGGCGGGAAGGCAGCGACUCCUACGCCAUCACCUUCAGGGCCAGGGGCAAAGUGAAGCAUUGUCGCAUCAACCGCGAUGGCCGACACUUCGUGCUGGGGACCUCUGCCUACUUCGAGAGCCUCGUGGAGCUCGUCAGCUACUACGAAAAGCACACGCUGUACCGCAAGAUGAGGCUGCGCUACCCCGUGACCCCCGAGCUGCUGGAACGCUACAACAUGGAAAGAGACAUCAACUCCCUUUAUGAUGUCAGCAGGAUGUACGUGGAUCCGAGUGAGAUCAACCCCUCCAUGCCGCAGAGAACCGUGAAGGCUCUGUACGACUACAAAGCCAAGCAGAGUGACGAGCUGAGCUUCUGCCGCGGUGCCCUCAUCCACAAUGUCUCCAAGGAGCCUGGGGGCUGGUGGAAAGGGGACUACGGGACGCGGAUCCAGCAGUACUUCCCGUCCAACUAUGUGGAGGACAUCUCCACAUUCGAUGUGGAGGAGAUGGAAAAGCAGAUUAUUGAAGACAAUCCCUUAGGCGCGCUCUGCAGAGGAAUCCUGGACCUCAAUACCUAUAACAUUGUGAAAAUCCCACAGGGCAAAAACCAGAAGCAGUUUGUGUUUGUCCUGGAGCCCAAAAAGCAGGGUGACCCCCCGGUGGAGUUCGCCACAGACAGGGUGGAGGAGCUCUUCGAGUGGUUUCAGAGCAUUCGGGAGAUCACCUGGAAGAUAGACACCAAGGAGAACAACAUGAGGUACUGGGAGAAGAACCAGUCCAUUGCCAUCGAGCUGUCCGACUUGGUCGUCUAUUGCAAGCCGACCAGCAAGACCAAGGACAACCUAGAAAACCCUGAUUUCCGGGAAAUCCGCUCCUUCGUCGAGACGAAGGCUGACAGCAUCGUGCGGCAGAAGCCCAUCGACCUUCUGCGGUACAACCAGAAGGGUCUGACCCGCGUCUACCCCAAGGGCCAGCGGGUUGACUCCUCCAACUAUGACCCCUUCCGCCUGUGGCUCUGCGGCUCCCAGAUGGUGGCGCUCAACUUCCAGACUGCAGACAAGUACAUGCAGAUGAAUCAUGCCUUGUUUUCACUCAAUGGGCGGACAGGCUAUGUCCUACAGCCUGAGAGCAUGCGGACUGAGAAGUACGACCCAAUGCCCCCUGAGUCGCAGAGGAAGAUCCUGAUGACGGUCACUGUCAAGGUCCUGGGUGCCCGCCAUCUCCCCAAGCUGUGCCGUAGCAUCGCCUGUCCCUUCGUGGAGGUGGAAAUCUGUGGAGCCGAAUGUGACAACAACAAGUUUAAGACUACAGUCGUAAAUGAUAAUGGCCUCAACCCAGUCUGGGCUUCCACCCAGGAGAAGGUGACAUUUGAGAUUUAUGACCCCAACUUGGCAUUUCUGCGCUUCGUGGUUUAUGAGGAAGAUAUGUUCAGUGAUCCCAACUUCCUCGCUCAUGCCACCUACCCCAUUAAAGGCAUCAAGUCAGGCUACAGAUCUGUCCCUCUGAAGAAUGGGUACAGUGAGGACAUUGAGCUGGCUUCUCUCCUGGUUUUCUGUGAGAUGCGACCAGUCCUGGAGAGCGAGGAGGAACUUUACUCCUCCUGUCGCCAGCUGCGGAGGCGGCAAGAAGAGCUCAACAACCAACUCUUCCUGUACGACACACACCAGAACUUGCGUAAUGCCAACCGGGAUGCCCUCAUUAAGGAGUUCAAUGUCAAUGAGAACCAGCUCCAGAUGUACCAGGAGAAGUGCAACCGGAGGUUACGAGAGAAACGAGUCAGCAACAGCAAGUUUUACUCAUAGGAGCUGGGACACACAUGCAUGUCUACACGAAGGAGAAUGGGCUAUACCUCAACCCUGGGAAGAUGCGGAUGUGUAGUGGCCUCCUUUCUUCCAAGUCGGCCAUCAAGGUGACAUUCCUGAAGGAGUCCAGCAUGUGUCAGGGUGAUUCCCUCCCAAGUUGGGACAACUCUCUGAGAUGAACACUUACAUUCUCUGUAGAGGCACCCAAAAAUGUGCUGCUCAUUGUUGGCCUCUUGUGCUCCUAACCUCACUGAAUAAAAGCAACCACAAUCUAUCCGUGCAGCUUUCUCUGCAUGAUCUCUGCAGGGAGGAAGGUUUCUUUAUCCUGCUAACAAGGCCCUGCUUCUAAUGCAGGUACUUGGCUUCCACAAAAGAAAUAUCAAGUGUAAAGAAUGAAUUCAUUAGAUUCUGUAAAGGAAGUUAACAAAAGGGCAUAUGAUGCCCCAAUUAAGGCUGUUGAGUUCCAUAAAGCCCCAAGAGGAGUCCUGCCCCAUUAGUGGGCUCAGCUCAGUGCCUAUUAAGUAUCACUGGUCAGCUGCCUGGCUGGACAGACAAUCUGAAGGACUCGGUGCAUUCCACAAGAAACAGUUGGGUGAUGGCAUCUGUCCAUGAAGAUCAGUUCUCAUCAGUGCAGAAGCCUCUUUCCCUUCCAGGGUCACUGGGCAGGAAAUGGGAAUCUUAAAGCGUCUUGGUUUUAGAAACCAUGUUAUACAGUCUAGAGAUAGGCUUUUUCCAAAUCUGCAGGCCGCUGAGAAUGUUUUAUCCAGAGACCAGAGGCCAAUUGCUGGUUCCAACACUCAGAGGACAGUGGGAUUUACUGCACACCUGCUCUGGGCUGCCAGACCUCUGGAGCAGAGAGCUGGGCUCUAGUAGGUUAGGCAUCAGUAUGUUAGAGAAUGUCUCUGAUGCAGCCCUCCUCAGAGGGCCACACCUACCAACUUCAUGGUGAUACACGUGGCUGACUAGGGUGCUAUGCCCAUAUCUUGAGAUAAAAUGCCAUUGUUUAACACGGCUUUUUAGAAUAGGCUAGU